This is a messenger RNA of Musca domestica (house fly), 12066 nucleotides long. It is a transcript of the gene Gdap2, whose product is annotated as protein GDAP2 homolog. The transcript has 14 exons. The record is from RefSeq and is a predicted model, not a curated record. Bases 802 to 2415 code for a protein of 537 amino acids. NCBI's taxonomy places the organism in Eukaryota, Metazoa, Arthropoda, Insecta, Diptera, Muscidae.
GCAAGACCGUGUUUUUCAAGCUCAGUCGUUUGGAAGCGCGCGUAUGAUAAAGUUGUGUUGUGUUUAACGUGAUAAACUGAACGAACGAAAGCUAGAUAUAAAUCGCCAUCAAUGAAAUUGAGAAAUUGUCCAUAACAGUAAACAAUAUUUGAAUUUGAGAGUAGAGCCACAACCGAUUAGAGUCGAGCAGAGCAGAGCAGAGAGUGUGUGUGUGUGAUAAAGCAUUGGAAAAGAAGAAGUAGUGAUUAAAAUAAAAAUACAAUUCUACCAAACUCAAUUCAUGUAACAAAAAAAAAAGAAAUUUGAAUAAAAUAAUACAAAAAAAUAGUGUUGGAAAAAGAAAAAAAUAACAAGAAAACCUCGAAUUGAGAAAAAAGAGAGUUAAUUAAUAAAAAAAGAACAGCAACAAAAAAUAAAAGUAUCUAAAUUGCAGGCUGCAGAAAAUAUUUAAAAAAAAUCUUGUGUAAAAAAAAUUCAAAUAAUACCUCAAAUAAAGAGAAGAGAAAAAAAUAUCUUUGAAAAAGUAACCCAUUUUUGAAGUGUCACUAAUUAAAAUCAUUUGAGAUUUGUUUGUUCUUUUCAUUUUGUUUUGUUCUGAUAUUUGGUGUCAUAAACAACAAGCGACAAAAAAAAAAAGAAAAAAAAAAAAAAAAACAAAAUAAAAUCAACGACGACAAUUCAUCAUUAGCAUUUGUUUCGUGUAAUAAAACAUCAGUAGCUGAAAUAUUAUUAACAAAUACUACAACUUCUACAACAACAACAAAAACAACAUUAAUAUCAACAACAAUAAAAAGCAUCACCAUGCGACUGGAUACAAAUUCAAAUGAAGAUUUCAAGCCGUUGGGUUCAACAUUUUGUUUAAUUAAACCAGAAACUUUACCCACCUGGGGUGGUUCAGCCAAAACAGACACAAGACUGCCAAUAACUGAUUAUUCCACAAUAGGAGGCCCGCGUCACAACUGCAGUCCCUUUCCCAUAUCCCGUGAUGUCAAUAAUCGUUUUAUCCUCUGGGACGGUGAUAUCGCCUCUCUAGAUGUGGACGUCAUAACCAAUACAACCGAUGAGACUUUAACCGAAAGCAAUAUUGUAUCGGAUCGUAUUCUAAGUGUAGCCGGUAAUCAAUUGAAAGAAGAUUUAGCUCACAAUGUAAGAGAAUGUCGUACCGGUGAAGUACGAGUCACGAAGGGUUACAACUUACCCGCCAAAUAUAUUCUACACACAGUGGGGCCGUCAUUUAAAGAAAAAUUCAAAACUGCUGCUGAAAAUACUUUACAUUGUUGUUAUAGAAAUGUUUUAUGCAAAGCCAAAGAACUGAAUUUACGAACAAUUGCCGUUUGCAAUAUUAGCACCAAUCAGAAAUCUUUUCCAGCUGAUUUAGCCGCUCACAUUGCUCUAAGAACAAUUCGUCGUUUUUUGGACAAAUUUACAACACAAGUGGUGAUAUUCUGUGUUAGUCCCCACGAACGGGGCAUCUAUGAGGUGCUGGCACCUUUGUACUUCCCUCGCGACAACCUGGAGGAACGUAGCGCCUUAUGGCAGUUGCCCAAGGAUAUUGGCGGUGAAUAUGGAGAGCCUCAGCAUCCGGAUCGUCAAAUACGCAUUAUUCGCAAUCCACAACAUAGUGUUCUGAUGCGUCAUCAUGCUGACGACGAUUCGGAUAAUUGCCCACACGAUUUCGAAGGCGGUGGUUCGGAUCUAGAAUACGGUUUAUCCGAUUUUAAUGGUUUGCAUCUGAACUCGUACAGUGGCGGCAUGCAGGCAGAGAUUCAGGCCGAUUUGGAUCGCCAGCAUUUGUUGGGCGACAGACCACGUAAUGGUGUCUACGAAAGUGUUGUCUCCGACGGCAUUGAGGGCUUGGAACAUCAAGAAAGAUAUGAACGUCUCUUACAUCGUGCUCAAAUCGAAGAUCUAAGCGAGGUAUCCGGCAUCGGUUGUUUAUAUCAGAGCGGCGUUGAUCGUCUGGGCAGACCAGUGAUAGUGUUUUGUGGCAAAUGGUUCCCAGCACACAAUAUCGAUUUGGAAAAGGCCUUAUUAUAUUUGAUAAAACUCUUGGAUCCCAUCGUUAAAGGAGACUAUGUUAUCGCUUACUUCCACACAUUGACCACAACAAAUAAUUAUCCAUCAUUGCAUUGGUUGCGUGAUGUCUACAGUGUAUUGCCUUACAAAUACAAAAAGAAUCUGAAAGCCUUCUAUAUUGUACAUCCCACAUUCUGGACAAAGAUGAUGACCUGGUGGUUCACCACAUUCAUGGCACCAGCCAUUAAAGCCAAAGUACACUCCCUACCAGGCGUUGAACAUCUGUAUUCCGCAAUAACUAAAGAUCAAUUAGAAAUUCCCGCUUAUAUCACAGAAUACGAUAUGGCCACAAAUGGCAUACACUAUUUUACACCGCAAACACAGACGACCACGUCAUAGACUACAAUUAUCAGACCAGAGGCUGUAUAAAUAGCAACCCCAAAUAAAAACGAAAACUAACAACAACAACAACAAAACUUAACAACUUAACAAGUAAUCCUUCCACAAAUAUUAGAAAGAAAAGAAAAUAAAAUACAAAGAAGCCUUUUUCCGUCAACCUUGUGGUCCUUUUUGAGAAGAAAGUCCUUGUGCCCAAGCCAACAACCGAAAGAAGAACCCUACACAACAGAAACACUGAAAAAAAAAAACACAGCCAAGUCCUCCUCAUACUCUUAUCCAAAUAUUACUGGUGUGCGAGAACAUCAUUAUGUCAGUCAAAAAAAAAAAAGUUGUAAAAGAAGAAGAACAACAACCGCAGUCUCUGUCUAUAGAAAGUGUUAUGCAAUAAGAAACAAAAAGAAGAAGAAGAAGAAGAAGAAGAAAAAAAUAUACUGUAAACCCACAAUCUCCCAUUCCCUCCCCCCAUUUUACCGACCCAUGCUAAUGAUGAAGAUUGAAGUAAGAUAUACCUACCUAUUAUACACAACAACAACAUAAACAAUAAUAACAACACCAGCAACAUAUUAUAUACAAAUAAAAACAUACAUACUUACAAGCCGUUACAUACCAACUAUAUAUAUAUAUACAACAAAAAAUACAUUGAAAAGCUGAAGCAAAACUAACUGGCCACCACAUUUCAAAUAUUCAAAUCGGAAUGUUGCUGGCAAAGAAAACCAAAAGUUGCGAGAGAAAGAAAAAGGAAGCAGACAAACAGGAAAAUGCCGACAACAAUCCUCAACUAAAACUAAACAUUUAAAUUUUAGCAUUACCCAAACUAUAAACAUUAACACACACAAACACACACACACACACACAUACAUGCAUAUACACAAAUAUAUAUAUAUUGUAAAGUAGAGUUUGGGACGGACGUUAUUAUAUAUAAUAAAAACAAAAACCAAGAAAACAAAAAAUAGAAAGUUGAACAAAACUUGAAAAGAAAACCAAAUGUUGAACUAAAAAUGAUGUACCUUUAUAUGAAAAAUAAAAAAAAACAACAACAACCAUUUAGAAACAAAACUCCACAUUAUUAUUAUUAUUAUUAUAUUAUAUUAUUAUAUAUUGUUAUAAAUCAUACAAAACAAAAACCUUAUAAAACAAAACACAUUUAACAUUUUCAAAAGAAAAGAAAACAAAAAAACCAACGCUAAUAUUUAAUUUAGAAACGUUAGUUAUUAAAAAAAAAUAAUAAAACAAAUAACUUUUUUUGAUGAUAAUGUAACGAAAAGCAAAGAACUAAGUGAAAAUCAUCAAAUAAAUUAAAUGAAACAAAAAAAACAAAUUGUUGUAGUCCUUAAUAAAAGAAACCGAAAAGAAAAAGAAACAAAACAUUAAAAAAACUAAACCAAAAAAAAAGUAUAAUUCUUGAUUUUUUAUUUAUUUUCUUUUAUUUUGAGUUUGCUCAAUAGGUUUGAAUAUUUUUUUUUCGAAAUUUCAAUAUCUUUGAUUUAAGUACAAUUACACAAUUUCCAGACAAAAACACGAUUACAUUUGUUGCAUUUCUAUACCCUCCACAAUAGUAUGGAGGGUAUAUUAAGUUUAUUAUUCCGUUUGUAACACCUCGAAAUAUACAUUUUACACCCCACAAAGUAUAUAUAUAUAUUCUUUAUCAGCAUAAAAUUCUAUGUCGAUUUAGCGAUGUCCGUCCGUCUGUCCCUCUGUGGAAAUAACACUAGCUUUCAAACGAAAUGAAGUAGAUUGAUUGAAUUUUACUCAAAUGUAUAUAUUUUAUCUGCAGGACUUUUGGUAUUGAAAAUAGGCCAUGUAGGUCAACGUUUUGGUAUAGCCCCCAUAUAACGGUAUCUCCCGAUAUUCGGUAUUUUUAUGAUUUUAGCGACAUUAUUCACCGGAGUUGUUUCAAACUUGUUAUUGGAAGUUCAGAAUGAAUACUACAGCCUAAAACAGAAAAUUCUCUGUGUAGAUCCACGUCUUCCCACAUAUAACGGUAACUCCCGAUACUAUUCAUACUAUUCACUUCACUACUAUUCACCGGAAUUGUUUCAAAUUUGGUAUUUCAUGUUCGUAAUGGAUACUACAGCCUAUGACAGGAGAUUGUCUGUGUAGGGUUACGUCUUUGUAUAGCCCCCAUAUAACGGUACCGCCCGAUAUUCGGUAUUUGGAUGAUUUUAGCGACAUUAUUCACCGGAAUUGUUUAAUAUUUAGUAUUUGAAGCUCGUAAUGGAUACUACAGCCUAAGAAAGAAAAUUGUGUAUGCAGGUCCACGCCUUUGUAUAGCCCCCAUAUAACGUCACCUCCCGAUAUUAUUUUUACGAUUUUAAAAGAAUUUUUAACGGAUUUUAUUGUUUUUAAGAAUUGCCAAGUUCGUUCCAAAUGGUUCAUUCCAAAUUGUUCAUAUUAUGUACUACAAAAAUUUACAAAAUCUACAACGGUUAUUAGGUUAUUCAGAUGGAUUUUCCAUAAAAACGUCACUUUCUUUUCCAAAUGAAACUGACGUACUUUACUAAAGUCUCUUCGGAAUUUUCAAAUUUCCUAACCUGACAUUUAUUGGCAUUGAUUAUCGAAGGAAGAAACAGAAAAUUUAAAUUAAAGUGGCAAGGAUAUUACAAAACAGAAAUGGCAAGAGCAGCGGCCAAACCGACAAAAUAUUCAAGUAAAAUAGGCUAAAUAUUUAUCAUGUCGGCAGGAACUAGGUCCCCACUCUGGCUACAUUGGUAUUACACCGUUUAUUAGCGGUCAUACAAUUAAAUCAAAUGAUGCCUAGAUUCUAGAUUGAGGAUUUAUACCGAAGAAAAAGUUUAUAAUGUUAGAGUCGUGUGUAAAUCAAUAUUUCCUUACAGCAUAGCAUACUUUUUGGCGCUUUCAACAAUUUUUAACUAGAAAAAGAAACUACGAUAUAAAAAAGAAACUACAAUAAAAACUAUAUGAUAUACUUAAGCUGUAGAUAUAUUCAUUCGAACUACAGUUCAGAAUUUUUUUUAAUUUUGAAAAUUUUUGUAUUCGCCUAAAAGUAUGCUGUGAAAAUGCUUAAAUAAAAUAAUGACUGUAACAUGAUGUAUAACCAGACUUAGGGGAAUUCUGUGCCCUUUAUAAAACCUCUAUUUUACUCUGGUAUAAUUUCGGUUUGGCUUUUAGACCCUCAGAAGUAUCACUAUAGAAGGGGCACAUAUCAUUUCAAAUUUUAAAAAUGCCUUUCUUGCAGGCACGCUAAUUUUCGAUAGAAGUAUUCAAUUUGGUCUUGACUUUGCACAAGGUAAUAUUUUUGUCAGACUUUAAUCAAGUUCGAGAAUUGUUAUAUGGUGAUAUUUUUAACAGGUCUGGGUUAGGUUCUAGUACCUCCCCCCAAAAGGGUGGAAAUUUUGAAUAAACAUAACUCUUAUAAACUGUGGACUGACUCACCGAUAUCCUUCAAACUCUGGUACCUCUCAAUACGUAUUUUCUGUAGAUGUUUUCGUAAACCAAGGUGAUGUAAAGAAACGUCUCAUAAUCUGCGAAUAUUUUCUUAUUCUUAUCCGUUUUUUACUAAGUUUAUAUUUAUUUCGAGUAGUUGUUAAGUUGUUAAGUAGUUCGGGGUUAAGUCCUAAUAAUUCCCAAACUUCUUUAUUUUACACAGGCCGAAUUACACAUUGUGUUAGAGUCAUAUGUUAAGUGAAUUUUUCAUAUUUUACGUUUUCAUAGCAUACUUUGAGGAGCAUACUUUGAGGAGGAGGAGGCGUCUAAAAGUUUACUAUAAAAAUCCUAUAGAUAAUUGUGUGGAAAAGUCAGUACAUAUGGCUCCAACAUCAAGUGUAAUCUAGUCUUUAGCAUACAUACUUAUUGUAUUUACUCAAAACGUUUACAAGUCGCGAUUUAAUACUGAACUGACUGACUGGUUUCCUACACACUCGUAUUUAUAGUUCAUCGUCUAUAUAUGGAAGUGUAGAGAAAUUCGCAAUCCGAGUCCAUUUAAAUCCAUUCGUCAAUGAUCAUACACUCACAUACAAACAAACCAAUACAUGUAAACAGCAAAGGAGACAGUAAUUAUAAAUACGAGUGAGCGUUUGUUUCUUUCAUAUCGGAUCGGAGCAAUUUUCAACUCAUUAUAUUUUGGGAAAGGGGUUAAAAUCGACAAUUUAUGAAUAUAGAAUGCAAAUAUGAAAAUGUGAAAGUAUAAUAUUUUCGGAUUAGAAUUUGAAUGAAGCGGAUCACCACCACUUUUUUGGGACGUAAAAAUUAAAACCCAUAACAUUUUUGGACAAAAUAACAAAUUUCAAAUGUUAAUAAACAAGCACAGCGAAGGGGGCUUGGAAUAACAAUAUCGAUUCUUUUUUUAUUGUUCAAAAUCGACAUAUCUUAAGAAUUUUCCGAGUUUUUUUUUACAAAUAUCACAGAUAAAUCAACUCCAAUCAAAUACAAGAGUAAUGUCUGGAACUUGUGCGAUCCUCAAAAACUAGUUUCUUAAUUGUCUUCAGUUUCUAAAAUUUUAUAAAAAUAGUUUUUUCUUCUUUUAAUUUUUUGUUAAAUAAAAAAAUCAAAUUAAAUUCUUAUGAAUGAACAACAAAAAAAAAAUAAAUAAAAUUAUGUUCGAAAUUAAAUCUAAAUCUGUAGACCGACCUUAAUUUAGAAAUCUCCCAUAAAGUAAGGAAACAAUACUAAUAGUGCGUUUACAUUAAAUCACGUUUAUCUGAUUUAAACGUGAUUAUUGACCAAUCGCAAUACAUUUAAAUCAUAAUUUCCAUGGCCAAAUUUAUUGCGAUUGGCCAAUAAUUAGGGGUUGAGUCGGAUACAGAUUUUGUAUGUAAACGUACAUUAAGGUCCUGUUUCGGUGUGUCGAUAGACAUAUAAAUGCGAGGGGAAAAGCAUUUCGAAUAUUUUUCAAAAUGUUUGGUUUUAUUUAAACAAUCUUCCUCGACAAUUUUCCUAUCGGCUCUCCGAACCAGAUCAUAUAUUGUGAAAACAACAUUUUAGUAUUAAUUUAGUAAACGUUAUAAAUUUAGUAAGUAAAGUAAAAAAAUAUGAUGAGAAAAAUGAACUAAAAUAAAAAUUUGUUGUUAUUACGUAAAUAAAAAAAAAAAAAUAUAAUUAAAUUAUAAAAAAAGAUCCCCAAAUUGUUACAAAGUAUUUAAUUCCAAAUUUCUAAAACAAAAACCAAAACCAAAAAAAAAAAACUAAUAACAAAAUCGAAACAAGCAUUUCCCUUUAAUAUUUAAUAAAACUAAAAAACUAACUAAUGCCAUAAAAAUAAAAAAAAGAAAUAAACCAAAUCACAUUUAUUUCUAAUUGUAAAUUUUCUCUUCAAAUCAUUUUCCUAACCAAAAAUAAAAACCAACAACUAAACUUCUUUAUACUCUAAAAGCUAAUAACUUAAAAAAAAGAUAAACAAAAAUUGUUAUUAAUAUUUAUAAUUUAAUAUUCACCAAAGAAAUUCGUUUAACAGGCCUAAAAUAUUCUAAAUUAAUGCCAUAUUUUGUUAUUGAAAACUAAUAAAUCCCAACCAAAAAUUGGUUAUUAAAAACAAAAUUAAAACAUUGAUUAUUUAUUUUUUUAAUUUGGUUUUAACAACACACGCAUUUUAAAUGUGUAACGAAAGCUACAAACGCCAGAGGUAAAAGUUAGGUUAAAUUAAACUAAUCAGAUGAUGAAAUAAAUCUGUUUUGCCGACAGUUUUAUUGCCUUGCCUGAGUUAUGAUUAUUCAAACUGUUGACAAUUUAUGGGGGAGGUUCCGAAGCAGUUGGCCAAUAAUGCCCAUUUCGUAUCUGACUUAAAACUGAUAUAAAUAUUACAACGCGCCAGAUUUGGACUAUAUCGACUACUUCCUUUAUAUGAGAUAUGUGCAAAUUUUUGGAAAAAGUAGAAAGAUGCGUGAGGUAACAGAUAACAGCGGACCGAAGUAUUCCAUUUUCAUACUUUAUCUAAUACAGAAAAAAUAUUAGAAUGUGCAAAAUUUGAAGGAAAUCGAACAUUUUAUGCGAAAUCAUAAAUUUCGAUAAAUUACAUAUUCAUAUCAGAUUUCUGGUUAUAUGAAAACUUUAGAUAUAGCAAGUUGUAAGGAAUCGCCGACUUGUUUCGCUACUUAUGACAGAUAAAAGUAUUUAAAAUUGUGACUCUUUGUGGAUUAGGGACCAAAAGGGGUUUGCAGAUAAAUAUAAUCUUCACAAUCUUCAGAUCCUGCGUUAGAAAAAUUCGAAGAGAGUUGGAUGCUUAUUUCGCUUUCUUUGAGCGUUUACUUUCUCAAAAUCUUGAACCCUAUGUGGGCAAGGUACUUGAAGGAGUGAUCCGAUCUCUACCAUCUUUAUAACAUAUCUUGUUUUGAUGGAAAUAUUGAGAUGUGCCAAGUCUGAAUGGAAUCGGAUGUUUAUUUCAUGUAUUAUGGAUUUAAUGAAUAUUCAAAAUUUUGACCCUAUAUGGGGAAGUACCAGAAGUGAAGUGGGCCGAUAUAUGCCAUCAUCACACUAGACUUUGGGUUAAUAAAAAUAUUAUAAUUUGUGUAAUUUGAAGAGAACCGGAUGCUUAUUUCGGAUUUCAUUCUCGUUUUGGUUAUUCAAAUCUAUGUCCCUUUGUGGAGGAUCUCUACCAUCAUUUUUACAGAUCUUGUAUUGAUAGAAAUAUUGAGAUGUGCUAAGUCUAAUAGUUUUAUGAGCUUCAUGAAUAUUCAAAAUUUUGACCCUUUGUGGGGAAGGUACCAGAAGGAGUGAACCGAUAUGUUCCAUCUUCACACCAGACCUUGGGUUAAUAUAAAUAUUGUGAUAUAUGUAAUUUGAAUGACAAUCGAACACUUACAUCACAUUUUAUAAGAAUUAUAAUUAUUCAACAUUUUGACUCUUUAUGGGGGAUAUACUGCAUGGAGUGGACCGAUAUUGUCCAUUUUGGCACCUGACCUAUCACUGAUGUAAAUAUUAGGAUUUGCAAAGUUGGAGCAAAAUCGGAUUAUCCAUUCUCUUUCUGUGCAGUAAAUUAUGUUCUUUGAAAGUGUUGACAUUUUGUGGGGGAGGUACCACAAGGAGUGGACCGAUAUUGCCCAUCUCCGAACUCGAUCUAAGUUUGACAAAAAUAUUACGAUGUACAAAGUUUGGGUCAAAUCGGAUACUCCCUUCGAGAGUAAUCGUGCGUACCAGCAAGACAGACAGACAAACAGACGAACGGACAUCGCUAGAUCGACUCCAAAUGUACCGAAACGAAAUCUGGUCCAAAGAGACCUAGGGUCUAAAACCAUUAUUUUAGAUGAGGCACGUUUUGGCCGUAUCAAAUGAUAUAUAUCCUAUCUAGUCAUAUGGCUGAGGGUAUAAUUAAGUUAAUUUGGUAUAUCAGGUUCCCAGAGGUCUCCUUGUUACGCUCCUUGAAUAAUAUUGCCAAUAAAGGCCCACACUGUUUGAAGUAGCCCCCAGAUUUGGGUACCUCCUGAUUAUAGGCAUUUCAUAUGUAAUUUCCACUAUUUCCAGUCGGAUUUACUAUAUUUUGGCAAUUUGGGUUUUUUGUUGGAGGAAUGCCUUACAAUAAAAUGAAUAUUGGCCCAUUGUUUCAAUAAAUCUGUCAUAAGCUUCGAAUAGCUACAACUAUCAAUUUAUGGGUCACAUUUUGAGGCGAAGUGGUUGUUAAGUAGUGAUAUUUUGAAGACAUUUUUACAACAAUUUGAAGGGUGUUUUUUUCUGACAAAAAUGGGGCAUGACAAAACUUAACGCCAUCUUUAUUUGUUCUUUUAAGGGGCAGUGAUUGCGAUAUUUCUAGUUUUUGAACAAUGUUAUACAAUGUUUUGAAAUAGUCUCCAGAUAUUGAUAUACCGAAAGUUUUCACAAUAUUCUUCAAUGAAAUUGGUUAUAAUUUUGGAUAUGUCUUCCUAUUGGAUAGUUUUACUUCAUACGUACACGUUUUGAUCAUUUAUUUAUUUAUUUAUUUUUUGUUUUUUUUUUUUUCAAAUUCAAGAAAGGAUGCUAAUUGCAACUCUUGGUGCAUAUAUGUGCUAAGCACACUUUUAGGCACAAUUAUUAUCGGACUACAAUAUUUAAGGCUAGUUUACACAUCUUCAUUUUGUAUAAACUAUUUUUCUUGCCUAGGGUUGAAGAAAUGUAUUUGGAGUCGCCACAAGUCAGAGACAUUUCAAUUGCUCCAUCAGUAAUUUCCCGGUCAUGUUAUUUCGCGUUUUGGAGUCCAGAAUUGGCCAUCUCGAUCGUAAUGUAGUGGUCCAUCGUUUUGAAAAAUCGGUAUAUGGGCUAGUAUACAAAACUACCCUUAAGGCCCGAUUACACAGGAUGAUGUUAAAACCAUAUAUUUUUUUAAAAUUAAAAGUUACGCUUAAUUAUGUAAACUACAUACUAUAAAAACAAUAGAAUUUUAAUUAUACUAUACUUUUAGUACAUUUAAAUUAAUUUAUACCAUAAAUAAUUCAGAUAUAGUCUAAAUGCAUGAUAUAAAAAUGCAAAAUAUAUCUAUCCAGAUAAUGCCGCUUUGCAUAUGACUUUAACAUAAUGUGUAAUGUGGCCUUAUUUAAAUCACGGUUUUUUGUAGCCACUUAGUCUGCUUUCUACCUCUGGUGUUCGUAGCUAAUUACCAAAUAAUUUGUACCCUAAAAGAAAUCAUUCAAAUAAUUGCACAAACUACUACUCUUUCUAAAUAAUAAUUGGAAAUCUUCCUAUAAAUAUUUAAUCUCACUCACAAAUAAAAAACGUAAAGCACCAGUUUUAUAAAAAUGAAAAACAAAAUGCUAAAGAAACCAAAAUUGAUAAUAAUUAUAAAUGCCUAAAUUUUGAAAUAAACCAAAUAUUGACUGCUAUAAAUGCACCCUCUAAAGCCUGAUAGAAAUUAAUAACAACAAGAAAUAGUAAUGUACAAAACUGAAUUUUUGGCCACAUAAUAACCACAAAAGAAAAACAAAAGUUAGAUCUCAUAUUGAAAAUGUGUAGGCAGUGAAAAACACUUCUUUAAUAUUAAAGAACUUUUUUUGUAAACUUUAUCGAACAUAAAAGCUAUAAUUAUGCUUUAUAGAUAAUUUUCAUUAAUCUGUCUUUUUUUGACCCAAUUUUUAUUUAAACACUAUGUAUUUAUGCAUUCGUCCGGUGAGAGAAUUUAUUGAAGCUUUUUUACCUUGCCAAAGGUUGGAAGAGGUUAAGGUUUGACUUUUUUAGAAUUUGGAGACAAUAACGCCACCUUAAAAUUCUUUACUUCCCAGACCAUUUUCUAUGUCCUACAUACGGGGAUUCUACUGACUAUAAAUUUCCACAUAGCUUUAGGGGAUAUUCUCCUAUUAUAAACCUGUAGACAGUAAAUAGCGAUCUACGAGAUAUAGAGUCCCUAUAAUGUCCAUAAAAUUCCUUAAAGAUUUUUAUUGUCCUUAAAACUUUCUAUUGCCUACAGAAGUCGAACUAGCAAAUAUGUUUAAAAAUCUCAUUUAAGGCGGAAAAGGUCUUGAAAUAAUGUAUUUAUAAAAAAAAUCUUCGUUUGAAAAAUAUAUUUAAAAACAAAUAUUUUUACAAAAUUCACAUAUUUGGUUUUGAAAUCAUUUAAAAAAAUAAUUUUAAAAACCACGAUUAUAGCUCUGAAAGAUCUUUAAAAAUAUAUUUAAAAAUUCCUGCAAUCAUGACUUUUUUCUGAGAGCUUUUGAAAAUAUAUUUCCAACAUAUUGACCAACAGCGGCUCCAAAAUGUCUUGAAAUAUAAUUAAAAAAAAUACACUAUUGUAAAAAA